Messenger RNA from Lathyrus oleraceus (garden pea), 2030 nucleotides. RefSeq lists its product as uncharacterized. Gene Ontology annotation, biological process: GPI anchor biosynthetic process. Bases 114 to 1721 code for a protein of 535 amino acids. NCBI's taxonomy places the organism in Eukaryota, Viridiplantae, Streptophyta, Magnoliopsida, Fabales, Fabaceae. The record is from RefSeq and is a predicted model, not a curated record. Gene Ontology annotation, molecular function: hydrolase activity. The transcript is spliced from 13 exons. Gene Ontology annotation, cellular component: endoplasmic reticulum.
UACCGCUAGUGCAAUAAUAGAACCGAUGUUGCCGAAUUUUGAAGGGAAGAGUAGCAUUCAACCCCUUCAUGAACAAACCACUGAUUUGAUUUCACGUUGAAGGAAGAUCAGUGAUGAAGCAGAAGGAGUUGACUUUACUGCUCUGCCUCAUAUGGGCACUAACCCUCCUUUACGGUGAAAUGUUCGCUUACUGGCUUCCAUCAAUCUUCACUUGUUCUUGGCCCCAUUUGAAGGUUCAAACAAAGAGUGAGAGUUACCAAAAUGAUUAUGUAAAAGUUGCUGUUAUUGCAGAUCCACAGCUCAUGGAUAAAACUUCUCUCCGUCUUCCUGAGAAGUCUCUUGCACUAGAGCUUGUUAAAUUCUACACCGAUUUAAACAUGAGGAGAUCAUUCUUUUCAUCUAUCCUUGGUUUCAAACCUGAUGUCAUAUUGUUUUUAGGCGAUUACUUCGAUGGAGGUCCUUAUUUAUCUGACGAAGAAUGGGAGGCGUCUCUCAACCGCUUUAAGCAUAUAUUUGGUUUGAAUGCACAAGGAAAAUACAAAGACAAGCAAGUUUACUUCAUUUCUGGAAACCAUGAUAUUGGUUAUGAAAGUCUUCAUUAUGCAAAGCCAAAGGUUAUCGGCCGCUAUGAAGAAACAUUUGGGAUUAGAAACUACAAAUUUACUGUUGGAAAAGUGGAUUUUAUUGCGGUUGAUGCGCAAACUCUUGAUGGACACCCACAAAAGCAUCUGACUUCUCAAGCUUGGGAGUUUGUAAAGAAUAUCUCUGUAGAUAAUGUGAUCCGUCCAAGAGUCUUAUUGACACACAUUCCUUUAUAUCGACCGGAUGGUACUUACUGUGGCCCUGAUCGUAGUUCCCCAAUUAUCAACCAGAGGAUAAAGCGUGCUUUGUAUGAUAAAAGUAAUGAUAUAAUAUAUCAGAAUUAUGUUUUUGAGAAGUCAUCGAAGUAUUUACUCGAUACUAUCAAACCUAAGCUUAUUUUAUCUGGCCAUGAUCACGAUCAAUGCACCGUCACUCAUCAAUCUAAAUCCGGGCCUGUAAAGGAGCACACUCUAGGUACUAUAAGUUGGCAACAAGGAAAUUUGUAUCCUUCUUUCAUGCUCUUGUCGGUUGAUAACUCGACUCUUCCAAAUGCUUCCGUUCCCGAAGAGCCUCUGUUGACUCAUCUAUGUUUCCUUCCAAAGCAGUUACACAUUUAUAUGUGGUAUAUUGUGCUACUUGGUUUUACCCUUCUCGCCCUCCUGUUUUGGCCAACAAGCAGCUCAAGUUUCUGGCAUCAGUGUUGGAACUUGGCGGGCCAUUUUAAGCAACUUAUAGCUUCUAUCAUAUCGAGAAAUGAAACAAAAGAGAAAGACGAGGAUGCCAACUAUGAAUAUGAGAUGAUGUGGGAUGCAGAAGGUUCAAUGCAUCUUAUAAAGAAACCUCUGAAGGCUUCCACUUCAAAUUCUAAUGAAAGAAGCUUAGGAGAAAGGGGUAAUGUUGUAAUGCGGCCAACUGCUAGAAAAAAUACUGGUCAAGAAGCAGAUUUCUCGAUGAGUAUGGAUAUGGCUUCAAGCACCGGGCCUGAUCCUCUACCGAGAUUACCUCCCAGAACAGGCAGAUCAAGGGCAACAAUUAUAAUCCAAAGAUUACUACGCAUGCUGCGAAUGCUGACUGUUAUUGCCGCAGUCAACGUUCCUCUUUACAUGAUGUUGCUAUUCAAGGAUUGGAUUGACAAGUAAAGAUGAGAUUCAUAUGUGAGUUAUAGCAUUCAGGUUUUACAUUAAGAUUUUAUUGUAAUGAAGAGUUGUUGUAGAUUUUAUUGUAAAGAUGAACGAGAACCGAGAGUUGUUGUACAUUUAUAUUAAAAUGCUAUAACUCACCCUCAUUGUAAAGGAUGUAAAACUCACAUAUGAGUCUAGAGGUUUGUACGUAAAGGGUGAUAAACACACAUAUGAGUCUAGAGAGCUUUUACAAACCUCUAGACUCUUGUUUUCCCAAAGAACAAGAACUGAGUUCUAUUCUAAUAAGUGGAAUCAGCAGCUAUGUCA